UCUUUUUCCUCAUCCGAAAAUCUCAAAAAGCUUUGCAAAGUUUUCGUGUCGAAUUAGCACUCGCUUCCCUCGUUCUCCCCCUCGUUUCACCCCUCCCCUGUAUCGCAAAGCAGUUCAUUUCUCUCUCAUUUUCUCGCCUUCAAUUUGAGUAUGGAUGAUGAGAAGAAGAAGAAGAGAAACAAGAAGAAGAAGAACAAGCAGCAGAAACGUGCAGACGGUGACUCUAUACCUACCACCGGUGUAGCCACCUCCGACGAUGGGAAUCAUAACGGAGACGCUGACAUUGAUCAAUCUAACCAAGUCCCUGAUUCCAUUGAGUUGCAACCAUCUUCUCAACAUAUCAUCAAUCAGGCAGAUGAUUCUAUUUCUGUUGCUGUUGUUGAUGAUGAGAACACGUCUCCGACCAGUGAGGGGUUGAUGGAAGAAACAAUCAAACAGUUACGUGAUGAAAUUUUAUCCCACCUUCAGAAAGAGGCUGGUUUUGAAGAAACUGUUGGACGCUUGGAAACUGAGAAUGAAGCUCACAUACAGAAAGAGGCAGUGUUAGAAGAGAGGCUUGAGCAUUUAAGAACAGAAAAUGAAGCUCACAUACAGAAAGGGGUACUGUUAGAAGAAAGGCUUGAACAUUUGAGAGCAGAAUGUGAAGCACACAUACAGAAAGAGGCACUGUUAGAAGAAAGGCUUGAGCAUCUGAGAGCAGCAAAUGAAGCUCACGUACAAAGUCAGGCACUAUUAGAAGAAAGGCUACUGCAUUUGAGUACAGAGAAUGAAGCUUACAUACAAAAAGAGGCACUGCUUGAAGAAAGGCUCUUGCAUCUGAGAACAGAGAAUGAAGCUUGCAUACAAAAAGAGGCACUGUUAGAGGAAAGGCUCUUGCAUUUGGGAACUGAGAAUGAAGCUCUCAAACAGAACGAGGAAAAGUUGGAGGAAAGACUUGUUCAGUAUAAAACAAAGAACGACGUGCUCGUUCAUGAAAUGUCUAGUACAGAAGUCAAAAUGAGAGAGUUGCUUGACGAAAGAUCAACCUUCGCUCAGAAAGAGACAAGUCUAGAAGAGAAACUUCAACAACUUCAACAUGAUGAAGAAUCUUCGGUUGCAGCUGCUGAGAAGUCAUCCAGAGAAAUGAUUUCAAGCCUGAACAGUGAAAUUGGAACACUGCGAGCACAGGUAAUGAAAUUGGAAGAAUCUAGGAGUAGUCUUCAAGAGCAGAACAAUAGUCUUGUGGGAACCGUAUCUAAUCUUCAAGUCCAGCGUGAAAACCAUGACAAUAACGUGAAGGGUGCUUCCGAGGAAGAACUAAACUCACAGAUUGAAGCAGCUUGUACUCUAGUUGAAAAACUUAUCACUGAAAAUGCUGAACUUGUUGAGAAGGUGAACGAGUUGUGCAUUCAGCUAAACCAAUCGCAGCAUGCUUUUGCUUCACCACCUGAGAGCCUAGCAAUUGAAGUACAGAAGUCUGAUACCUUAGAAGAAAUACCCAUUCACGACGAGUUGAUUAGAAUUGAUGACGAUGGAGACAUGGAAACUGCACUGUUAGAGAGAAACUUACCAGAGGAAAGAGUGCCGGUUUCUGUGAACCCUAAUGGGGAAAUAGAUGUGGAGUCACAGGUUGUAGUAGCUGGAGAAGAAGAAGAAGCGAGUGGUGGUGUGCCUCUUGUGGACGCUCCACUGAUCGGUGCACCGUUCAGGCUUGUCUCGUUUGUAGCAAGAUACGUGAGUGGUGCAGAUUUGGCUGAAAAGAAACAGUUUUUGUAAAACCAAAACAACACAUUUGGAGGGGGAGAAGAUUGCAACAGGUUCUGUAUCUCUCUUCUCUCUUUCUCUUACUACACAAAUACACUCAGUGAGGAUCGUUGAUUAGCUUUUUUUUUUUUGCACAACACUUAACAGGACACAAAUGUUUAUUGUAAUUUUUUUGGUAGGAUAAUGAUGGUGAUACUGAUGAUGAACUGAGUACAUCAUGUUGCCCGUUGUUGUUUUGUUUUCCUUUCUCGGCAUUCAAAAGAAACCAUGAGAGUUUCAAACAUCA
Raphanus sativus (radish) is the source of this 2029-nucleotide messenger RNA. RefSeq lists its product as uncharacterized. Bases 151 to 1755 code for a protein of 534 amino acids. The record is from RefSeq and is a predicted model, not a curated record. The transcript is spliced from 18 exons. NCBI's taxonomy places the organism in Eukaryota, Viridiplantae, Streptophyta, Magnoliopsida, Brassicales, Brassicaceae.